AUGGCCGAUCAUGGACCCUCCCAGACCACCAACCGGAAGGGCAUUGGCAAGCGAACUGCCUCCGCAGUGGAAGAGUCCGACCAUGUUGUGUUGGCACCUACCCCAACUGCCCCAUGUGGAGCAUGCAAGUUCUUGAGGAGAAAGUGCAUAAACGGCUGCGUCUUUGCACCUCACUUUGGGUCAGACCAGGGUGCAGCCCGGUUCGCUGCGGUUCACAAGGUUUUUGGUGCUAGUAAUGUCUCCAAGCUCCUCUUGCACAUUCCUGUGAACCGCCGGCACGACGCUGUUGUCACAAUCUCCUACGAGGCUCAGGCCAGGCUAUCUGACCCGGUUUAUGGUUGUGUCUCAACCAUACUUGCUCUACAACAGCAGGCGGCAUCUAUGCAAGCAGAACUGGCAAUGGUGCAAGCCCAACUGAUAAAUAGUCGACUUGCCAUGGCGAAUGCCCUUCAAGAGCAAAACCACCAUCACUACCACCAGCAGCAACAACAACACAUUGCGAUGCUCCAACCCGCAUACUCGAACAAUAAUUCUUCGGCUUCCACCACAAAUCUAAUCAACAUGAGUAACUUCACUUCCAAUUUUGAUCUUGAAAAUGCACCAUCGGUUCCAUCUUCAUACAGCAUGGAGGCAGUACUCCAGCAACAACAGCAGUUCUCGAGGCCAAUCCAGGAUGAGGAGGAAGACGAGGAGGAGAGUCGAAUUCCGGCCAUGUUUGCUAAUCAAAUGCUUCACCGGACAAAAAUAUAA
Tripterygium wilfordii is the source of this 750-nucleotide messenger RNA. Its product is annotated as LOB domain-containing protein 20. Lineage: Eukaryota; Viridiplantae; Streptophyta; Magnoliopsida; Celastrales; Celastraceae. Gene Ontology annotation, cellular component: nucleus. The transcript is spliced from 2 exons. Bases 1 to 750 code for a protein of 249 amino acids. The record is from RefSeq and is a predicted model, not a curated record. Gene Ontology annotation, biological process: hormone-mediated signaling pathway; positive regulation of DNA-templated transcription.